AUUCAAUGUAACACUCGUUCAAAACUUUGAGGGUGUCACAUGCAAAACAGUCCGACCACAGCUGACAGCAAUCAGGCAAUUUUGCAGCAAUGGAGGUUCGAGCGAGCAGAGUCAGAGGAGGCAGCUGGAGACGAGGAGGAGGCGGACGAGGUGGAAACGACAGCGACGGUCAUGGUGGUGAGCACCGGGGCAGAGGAGCGAGAGGAGGCCAGCACCGCGGCCGGGGGAAGAGAGACCACUACCGGGGCCGAGGACGCGGAGGAGGCGCCCCGUCAUCGGAGCUCCAUCACCGGGAUCAAGAUGAAGGGGACGGCUUUGAGGAAGAAGGCGACAGGAUGGAGGUUUUCUCCAGGAGGAAACUGGAGUCAAACUGGGACCGUUAUGAGGCGUCAGAGAGGCCGGAACCUGGUAAUGAUGACAUGCCGACUCAGAGAGGAACAGACUACCACGUCCUGCUGGAGUCAGCAGGGGAUUCCUUCACUCAAUUCCGCUUUUCAGAAGAAAAGGACUGGGAGAUGGACUCGUCUGCAGCCAGUCAGGUGUCGGCAGUGUUUGUGGACCUCCCAGCGCUCGCCCAGAGCCUUCAACAAGUGCCUCUCCAUCAGAGACUCAACCUGGAGGCUGAGCUGCUUCAGGUCUCGACACCAGUAGAGCUGCCCGCUAUGACCCUCGUACCUAAACAGGAGAAGCCCAAAACGGCCACAUUCACUCCUCCGUCUGCAGCUUUAAAAAACCUCAGCAGCGACCAGAGAGUCCCCGUGGCUACAAACCCGGCAUCGGGCUCAGACUCGCAGGUCUCCUUGAGUACUGCAGAGCCGCCGGUGGGUGAUGAUGGUGAUGAGGAGCUGGACCAGCUGCUCAAUUUACAGACACCGGUCACGGAUGUUUCCGGAAACCAGUCCAUCAGUGUUGCAGGAGACGAGGAGAUUGUCGUUCCAGAGAAAGUGUGUGAGGAAGUGAAGGAGGUGGUACCAGAGGUGGUAGAAGAGAAGAUGGAGGAGGAGGUGAAAGACAAAGACGUCACACCUCCCAAGUCUGCUUCGGUCAAGCAGGAAAUGACAGAGGAAGACCUGGAGGACUGGCUAGACAGCAUGAUCUCGUGACCAUCAACCAGUAAGGAGAGGACUUGAUUAAAGACAGAAGAUGUACAUAAAAGGAAAUUGGACUUUGGUUUUGAAUUCAACCUUCAGCCUGAAAGCCAAUUUUGAAGUUUACAUGCUGUACAGACGUUAAUAAAAGGAUUUAAAAGUUGGAUUAUUCUUUCA
Molecule: messenger RNA, 1265 nt
Organism: Sebastes umbrosus (honeycomb rockfish)
Lineage: Eukaryota; Metazoa; Chordata; Actinopteri; Perciformes; Sebastidae
Gene: aven
Product: apoptosis, caspase activation inhibitor
Exons: 6
Coding region: 90-1103 (337 amino acids)
Biological process (GO): negative regulation of G2/M transition of mitotic cell cycle
Source: RefSeq, a predicted model, not a curated record